GACAUAGUUUCCCAAAAUAUGUUUUUUGGAUUCAGGGAGGUCUAAAAUGUUGGGAUUCGUCAAAAUUUAGAAUUUUUUGACGACUACAGUGCUUUUUCUUUGUUCAUCGUUUACGAGAGUGAAAUAAUGUUUAAAUUAUUGACUAAGAGAAGAAAACAAAGUAAAGAACAUCAAAAGUGCUGGCAUUGUAAAAUUUGAAUACGAUAGGUUAGCAAAAUUCGAAACUGUAUCACUAUAAAGAGCCGCUAACCAACGCUUGAUGAAGCGAUAAUAAAUCGCAAGACAGACAUUUUUGAUGAUGAAGAACUUAUAAAGUCAGGUUUGCUGCAAGAAACGAGCGAGGUAUUGCUGAUAUCUAAAACACAUCUGACGCGACUGCUUUUAAGGCAUUAUUUUAAAAGCUGCGAGAUUUUUGUCUGCAAUUAUGAGGGAAACUCUCUGUCUCUUAAUUAUUUUGGGUUUAAUAGCAAGUUGUUUCACUUUGAACUGCCUGAAUUGCGAUUUGCAAACAUGCAGAGAUCCCGGACCAUGCCCGAGAGGCAAAUCAUCGGACCUUUGUAAUUGCUGUCCAGUGUGCCUCAGGGGUGUAGGUGAGCAGUGUGGUGGACCAAUGAGUAUAUUUGGAAAAUGCCUCGAUCAUCUGAGUUGUGUCCAGCUGUCAGGUGAACUUGAUGACCCUACCCACGCUUCGAACGCUAUCGGUAUAUGCCUGGCCUUGCCAUGA
Argiope bruennichi is the source of this 724-nucleotide messenger RNA. Its product is annotated as single insulin-like growth factor-binding domain protein-1. The record is from RefSeq and is a predicted model, not a curated record. Lineage: Eukaryota; Metazoa; Arthropoda; Arachnida; Araneae; Araneidae. Gene Ontology annotation, biological process: regulation of signal transduction; regulation of cell growth. Bases 425 to 724 code for a protein of 99 amino acids. Gene Ontology annotation, cellular component: extracellular region. Gene Ontology annotation, molecular function: insulin-like growth factor binding. The transcript has 3 exons.